UCUACUGUGUCUUGUUCAGGCUUCCAAUUUCCUACUCACACUGGAAUGAUGAUAUUCAUCUAGAGGACCCCGGCGACCAAACUGCUAAGGUCCUGAGGGUGGAAAACUUGAAAGAAGAUUUUGUACAGAAAUUUCAAAAUAAGUUAUAUGGCUCUAAUCAGAAAUUACUUUGUAAAUCGCAGUCUGCCAUUCUGAAAAUUGUUUGUAAGCAAUUUCUACUACACAUCUCUGCCUUGAAUUGCUAUGUCUUCAGAGAAAGAACUCAAUGGAUUGGAUAAUUAUGGAUAUGUAAAUGAAAAUGAAAGCACACAUGAUGCCAGCACACUGGAAAAUGGAAACAGGAGACCUCAUUCAUCAAAGAAAAAUGCAGACAAUAUGCUAUAUCUUGUCACUGAUAAUCCUCCCUGGUACUUAUGCAUACUUCUUGGCACUCAGCAUUAUCUGACGGCUUUGGGCGGAAUGGUUGCCAUUCCCCUCCUUCUGUCCCGGGAGCUCUGUUUGCAACAUGAUCAUCUCACCCAAAGCAAACUUAUUAGCACCAUAUUUUUUGUGUCGGGAAUGUGCACAUUACUUCAAGUUCUUUUUGGGGUCAGGUUGCCCAUUAUUCAAGGAGGGACUUUUGCUUUCCUAACUCCUACUUUGGCCAUGCUGUCCUUGCCCAAAUUUAAAUGCCCAGAAUGGACCUUCAACAAGACGUUGGUCAAUAGCAGUGACCCUAUCUUCAUUGAAAUCUGGCAAACACGCUUACGAGAGAUUCAGGGAGCAGUUAUGGUGGCAGCCUGCUUCCAAAUAUUUGUGGGUUUUUCUGGUUUGAUUGGAUUUUUGAUGCGGUACAUUGGCCCAUUAACCAUUGCUCCGACCAUCUCACUGAUUGGACUGGCACUUUUUAAUUCAGCAGGGCAUGAUGCAGGCAUCCACUGGGGUAUUUCAGGCAUGACUACAAGCUUCAUUGUAAUAUUCUCCCAAUAUUUGCGGAAUGUGUCAGUACCUAUUCCUUCUUUUAGUAGGAGAAAAAGAUGUCAUUUUAAUUGGCUGAACAUUUUCCAAAUGUUCCCGGUGCUCUUUGGAAUUGUAGCUUCAUGGGUCAUUAGUUUUCUGCUGACGCAUUUUAAUGUCUUUCCCAAUGAUCCUAAUGCUUACGGAUAUUAUGCAAGAACAGACAUAAAGAGUGAUGUUAUCAGUCGUGCUGAAUGGUUUCGCAUUCCAUACCCUGGCCAGUGGGGACUACCGACUGUCAGCCUGGCUGGUACCUUUGGAAUUCUUGCUGGAGUGAUCUCUUCAAUGAUUGAGUCUGUUGGAGACUACCACGCCUGCGCCCGGCUCUGCGGCGCCCCUCUCCCUCCAAGAGAAGCUAUUAACCGAGGCAUCGGCAUUGAAGGGAUCGGCUGUCUUCUUGCUGGAGCUUGGGGUACAGGCAAUGGAACUACCUCUUACAGUGAGAACGUUGGCGCUCUGGGUAUCACGAAGGUGGGGAGCCGAAUUGUUAUUCUCACCAGUGGAUUAUUAAUGAUUUGUGUGGGAAUGCUCGUAAAAAUUGGAGCAAUUUUUAGCACCAUCCCACCACCAGUAAUUGGUGGAAUGUUGAUGGUGAUGUUCAGCAUUAUUACAGCUGUUGGAAUUUCAAAUUUACAGUUUGUGGAUAUGAACUCUUCGAGAAAUAUCUUCAUUUUUGGAUUUUCCACGUUUGCUGGCCUGGCCGUACCCAACUGGUUGAAUCAGCAUCCAGAUUCUAUACAAACAGGAGUAGUUCCAGUAGAUCAAGUCAUCCGUGUACUUUUAACCACCAGUAUGUUCGUUGGAGGAUUUCUUGGUUUUUUUCUGGAUAACACCAUACCAGGUUCAGAGAAGGAACGGGGUAUAGUCACUUGGAAGCAAUCUCUCUGUGCUGAUGGUGAUAAAGCAGCAACUGAAAGUGAUUGCUACAACUUACCUUUUGGCAUUGGCUUCAGAUGUUGCACUGGUGCUUGGACAAGAUACAUCCCCUUCUGCCCAAAGCUGAAACCUACCGAAAAGGAGGAGAAGGAAGUGAACACUGUAAUUCAUAAUGAAACUCAACUUUAAUGCAAUGUGAAAAAUACUUGAAUCAACCAUUUUCACAAAUAGAUGGAAUUGCUGUAUAUUUCAUUCAUAUUUUCCUAAAAUAGAAUUUUAAUCUCCUCUGCACCAAAGAAACAAAUUAAGAAUUCUCCAGAAGUUUCUAAAAGUAAAUGCCAGAGGUUACAAGGUUAUGAGAGAACAUCACUGCCACAUCUCAUUACCGUAACCACAUUCCACUUCCCUCAAUUGUUUUCAUAAUGUUUUCUCAUUCCUUUCUUCUUGUGACAAUUAAUAAAACAUUUCCAACAGCUUGUCUCCCUUUCCAUAUGUAAGAUCUGUAAUUGUAUACUCAGGAUAGUUAAUCAGUAACAAUGCAAAACUUUUCUUGGAGCUUUAUAAUGUAGAUCUUCACCUGUAGGACUUCCGCCAGUUCAGAUUUCCCAUUAGAGUGAGUUACCAUGGCAGAGGACAGAGAGGUGCCUCCACCCGACCUAAACUGAUGUGAAACUAGUGGAAAAGCACAAUCUGUUAGCAAUUCAUGUAACCUAAUGACAAAGAGAAUAACUGGCAGCAUUCAAGAGAUUUUGAUUAAGUAAUAUCUUGGGGUGAGUUUCUCCGUGUAAAUAAGUUAAUAACUGAUGUUAUUCUUUCAUUAAACAACGG
Molecule: messenger RNA, 2700 nt
Organism: Mobula hypostoma (lesser devil ray)
Lineage: Eukaryota; Metazoa; Chordata; Chondrichthyes; Myliobatiformes; Myliobatidae
Gene: slc23a4
Product: solute carrier family 23 member 4
Exons: 12
Coding region: 244-2061 (605 amino acids)
Biological process (GO): transmembrane transport
Cellular component (GO): membrane
Molecular function (GO): transmembrane transporter activity
Source: RefSeq, a predicted model, not a curated record